CCGAGCCACAGAUCCUGUUACAGGGAUCCAGACUUUUUUUUUUUCAUGGCAAGUUUUUUCGGAGGUGGGGGGAGGGUUGACUCUACAACUUUUUCUUUUUUUGUUCUUCCCCUAAACGCUUCAAAUGAAAACUUCAUAACGUUAAAGUUCCUCAUCCCUCCUUUCCACACCUGAGCGCACUCUUUCUGUGCGCGUGCGUGCGCGCGCGCGCGCGCGUGGAGCAGUUUGGAUAAUGAGCGGAUCCAGGAGGCUCCAGCGAGGAUCGGACCAGAGGAGCAGCAUCGAGGAGAAGUUGGGGAGGGCUGCGAGCGAACUUUGAAGCCGAUUGUCCUCAGCAUGCCGCGUCUGGGAGCGAAUUCACAAUCUAAUGACGAAAGCAUCCGCUCCGGAUCUGUCCGGGGAACGGAUCACUGAGCCUCGCGAACACAGAGACAGAACCCAUUCCCCUCCUCCCCUGCGCGGUUGACUCUCUGUCCGUGCCCAAGAUGUCUUCCCACGGCCGGGGCCCCAUUGUUGGAUUGUGCUGGAUGCUGUGCGUCGCGGCUGCCUUGCUCGCGGGCUCCGCGGCAGCGAUGUCUCCCAACGGGACCGUGCUCGAGGAGCACUGCCGGAAAACGACGACCUGCGAGGCUCUGAAGUACAACACAUGCCUGGGGUCGCCUUUGCCCUACACGCACACUUCUCUGAUGCUGGCGGAGGACUCCAGCACCCAGGAGGAGGCUUUCGAGAAGUUGGCCAUGUGGUCUGGUUUGAGGAACGCUCCGCGCUGUUGGUCGGUCAUCCAGCCGCUGCUCUGCGGCAUCUACAUGCCCAAAUGUGAGAACGGUCGGGUGGAGCUGCCCAGCCAGACCCUGUGUCUGUCCACGCGUCGGCCGUGCAGCAUCGUGGACCAGGAGAGAGGCUGGCCCGGCUUCCUCAAGUGUGACAAGUUCCCCGUGGGAUGUUCGAACGAGAUGCAGAAGCUGAAGUUCAACACGUCGGGCCAGUGUGAAGCUCCGCUGGUGAAGACGGACAUUCAGUCGAGUUGGUACAAGGACGUGGAGGGCUGCGGCAUCCAGUGCGACAACCCCCUGUUCACCGAGGCGGAGCACAAUGACAUGCACGUCUACAUCGCUUACUUCGGCACCAUCACCCUCCUCUGCACCUUCUUCACUCUGGCCACUUUUCUUGCUGACUGGAAAAACUCCAACCGCUACCCAGCUGUCAUCCUCUUCUACAUCAACGCCUGUUUCUUCGUGGGCAGUAUCGGCUGGCUGGCCCAGUUCCUGGAUGGGGCACGCAAGGAGAUUGUGUGCAAGAGCGACAACACCAUGCGCCUCGGGGAGCCAUCGUCUUCGGAGACACUGUCGUGCGUCACCAUCUUCAUCAUCGUCUACUACUCCCUGAUGUCCGGUGUGAUCUGGUUCGUCAUGCUGACCUACGCCUGGCACACGUCCUUCAAAGCUCUGGGCACCACCCAGCAGCCGCUGUCCGGCAGGACCUCCUACUUCCACAUGGUCACCUGGUCCGUCCCCUUCGUCCUCACUGUGGCCAUCCUGGCUAUCGCUGAGGUGGACGGAGACUCGGUGAGUGGGAUCUGUUUCGUGGGCUACAAAAACUACAGAUACCGUGCUGGCUUUGUGCUGGCGCCCAUUGGCGUCGUGCUUCUUGUCGGUGGCUACUUCCUCAUUCGGGGUGUCAUGACCUUGUUUUCCAUCAAGAGUAACCACCCCGGACUGCUGAGUGAGAAAGCGGCGAGCAAAAUCAACGAGACGAUGCUGAGACUUGGCAUAUUUGGUUUCCUCGCUUUCGGCUUUGUGCUGAUCACAUUCGGUUGCCACUUCUACGACUUCUUCAACCAGGCUGAGUGGGAGAGGAGCUUCAGAGAAUAUGUGCUGUGCGAAGCCAAUGUGACAAUCGCCUCUCAGACCAACCAGCCAAUCCCUGAAUGCACCAUCAAGAACCGACCGAGCCUCAUGGUGGAGAAAAUAAACCUGUUCUCCAUGUUCGGGACGGGCAUCGCCAUGAGCACCUGGGUCUGGACCAAAGCCACCAUCCUCAUCUGGAAACGCACCUGGUGCAGGAUCAUUGGUCGUAGCGACGACGAACCCAAGAGGAUCAAGAAGAGCAAGAUGAUCGCCAAGGCAUUCGCCAUGAGGAAAGAGCUCCACAAGGACCCGGAGAAGGAACUGUCUUUCAGCAUGCACACCGUGUCACAUGACGGGCCAGUGGCUGGAAUCAAUUUUGAAAUAAACGAACCAUCCAACGACAUGUCAUCAGCUUGGGCGCAGCAUGUGACUAAGAUGGUGGCCCGGCGAGGUGCCAUCCUGCCGCAGGACAUUUCUGUUACCCCUACUGGUACACCAGUGCCACCUCCGGACGAGAGGAAUAGACUGUGGAUGGUGGAGGCUGAGAUUUCACCAGAGAUGAUAAAGAGGAAAAAGAAGAAAAAGAAGAGGAAGAAGGAGGUGCGUCCAGCGAAGGAGGUAGUGGACAACCAGGCUUAUCACCAGCGUGAGUUUGGCCGCAGCUCGGUGCCUCGUCUGCCCAAACUGCCCUGCCACCCGAGCCUGGUCGCCAACCUGCAGGAACAGCAGAAGCUGGAGGAGGAAGUCCUGCCGGGGGCCUGCCCAGACUACCAAACCUCACACCCCCUGUCCUGUGAGGAGAGAUGCCCCUACCUGCCCUACCAGAGUAGUCGGAACAGCUACGGCCGCAGCCUGCUCUCUAAUCAUCUGGCCCUCAAUGAUCUUCCAGAGGAUCUGGGUCUUGGCCCCCGCUGCCCCCCCUCAGCUUCCACCUGGCAGCCAAGUGGAUCUUCUCACUUCCCCCGUGAGAUGGAUCGCACCGACGGGCUCUCGGACAGGUUGGCCCAUGUGGCUCGGGUACCAGUAGGCCGGAGGGCCGGCUACGGGCCCAUCCACUCCCGGACCAAUUUGAUGGAGGCGGAGCUUAUGGAUGCUGACUCUGACUUCUAGGAGCAAAGCGCCAGUACGUUGUGGCUGUUUCUUUGUGGUACACAGACAGUAAGCUAUAAAAAAAAAAGUGCUGGAUACUUAUAAAAUUCUUACUUAAGUGCACCUAGAUUACGAUGCCCAGAGGAUAAGAUGGAACUGAGCUGGUCAUUUUUUUUUAAAUUUUCUCUUAAAUUCUGCUUUGUGUUUUUGGAAAAAAAGAAAAGCAAAAAGGGAUAAAGUGAAAAAAAUGUGUUGUGAAUAAGUUAAUGAAAAAAAAAAUACUUUUUGUACUUUAUUUGUGUCCAAUAAAAUUUCAAAGGCAACUCCAUGAUGAUGAUGAGACAAAUGAGGCAGCUAAACUGUACGUGGCUUGAAACAAUAUAGAUAUCUUUAGUCCGAAAGCCUGUGACCUCUGCCCUGCAUGGGAUGACACUCAACACCGGUGUCAGACAGGUGACGUCGUAAAUGUUGUCAUAAAUCAAGCUGACGCAAAUACCGAAUUUUGGCGGAUUACUAGAGCAGGCGCGACAUUUUAAGGCUCUUAAGGUGAGAUCCUAGAGUUAAUAAUGUUCUUCACAUUUGAUUGAACUUUAGUGCCGUGAUUAUUUGAACUAUCCCAGUGCAGCAAAAAGUUUAAGAAGCAAACAAACUACAGGCUGCUAAAAGGAAUUCUGUUGAACCCAGGUCUCCUCUCAUAUUAUAUGUUAAUGUUUCUUUCUUACCGCCACUAUUUAGCCAACAACUAUUCGUGUUUAUGUACAGUUAACUUGAGGUACUAACAUUAUCUCCCCUGCACUACUGGUAACUACUAUCACUCCUAAGACCUCAGACUUUGUGAGGGACGUAAAACUGAAGCCAGUAAGUAUUGAAAGGAACGGUUCAAGUUUGACAACUCAUCCUGCUCAGAAAAGAAAAAAGGAUUUUCUUCACUUUUUCCUUAAAAUAACCCAAAUUAUUAUCUUAUCCUCACUGUCCUUGAUUUUUAAAUGAGCAAAGUAAAAGAAACUUUUAUUUACUAUAAUUUAAUGUUACUGAACUAAAAUACAGACAAAUUAUCGGUUGCCUGGUGCAAUAAACCAACACUUGUUGCCGUUAUCAAUUGAAUUGAAUGGUCUGAUCAUCAUUUUCGCAUUUCACCUUGUUCAGUUAUUGUCAAAUGGUUAUUUUUUUACGGCAGUAUUUCUUCUUCUUCUUAAUCUGUUGUAUAUAUUCCAUCUAAACUCUUUUGUAUGAUGCUGUUAACUCUGCAUUGGGUAUAGAAAGAAUGUUUCUACAAUACUUUCCUCAAUGCUCCUGCUUUUCCGUUGCUGUCUUUUCCUACAUGUGUGUGUACUGUACAUAAGCUGUUCAUAGAUUUCUCAAUAGGGGUAUUAUUUGUACAGAUGUCUAUAUCAAAUCACUUGAUACUCUGCUGACAUGAUAUAUAAAAAGGGAAGAGUCAAUUAUGCUAUAAAAAAAGUUGUCACUGUACUUGUGCUGUAACCAAAAUUUCACCUAUUGUUGUCAUUUUAUAUUGCUGCGGAUAAAUGAUGCUGAAGUAGACUUGUGCUAGAUCGCUUCUUAGCCAACGGAGAAUGAGCUUUGUCUAAUUUGUCUACAUGAGAGGAUUAUUUAUGUUCGCAGUAGUUAACACACUGCUAUGAAUUUAACAUUUUAGUUUGGCAACAGAAAUAAAGUAACGCUAACAUUCUCCCAAAUAUUUCAUUUGCAAAGAUUAUUUGCUAAUUAAAUAAAGAUUGGGUUUUUUUCAUGCCGUGAAAAGUAAUCAUUUCGAAAUUUGAGGAAUCAAAAUAUUUACCAAGGGGCCCUUUCUGUGUUGCUUUUUUAGUCUCCCUGCUUAAACCCCCCCCCCCAAAAAAAAAAACCCCAUUAACUGCAAAUGUCCUUUUGUUUUGUUUUGUUUUCAUGUAAAUAAAGAUAAUCCUUCAUGUC
Scophthalmus maximus (turbot) is the source of this 4868-nucleotide messenger RNA. RefSeq names its product smoothened, frizzled class receptor (gene smo). Gene Ontology annotation, molecular function: patched binding; transmembrane signaling receptor activity. NCBI's taxonomy places the organism in Eukaryota, Metazoa, Chordata, Actinopteri, Pleuronectiformes, Scophthalmidae. The transcript has 12 exons. Bases 486 to 2957 code for a protein of 823 amino acids. The record is from RefSeq and is a predicted model, not a curated record. Gene Ontology annotation, cellular component: cilium; plasma membrane; dendrite. Gene Ontology annotation, biological process: commissural neuron axon guidance; smoothened signaling pathway; positive regulation of smoothened signaling pathway.